This is a messenger RNA of Mercenaria mercenaria, 2123 nucleotides long. RefSeq lists its product as uncharacterized. Gene Ontology annotation, molecular function: ubiquitin protein ligase activity. Gene Ontology annotation, biological process: protein polyubiquitination; proteasome-mediated ubiquitin-dependent protein catabolic process. Lineage: Eukaryota; Metazoa; Mollusca; Bivalvia; Venerida; Veneridae. The record is from RefSeq and is a predicted model, not a curated record. The transcript has 2 exons. Bases 1015 to 1734 code for a protein of 239 amino acids.
AAUAGAAAAUGAAACUGAAAUUAAUAUUUUCACAAAAUUAUAAUAUGUAAAGAGAAAUAUGGCGUCCAUACAAGGAAGUGACAUGGAAAAACAAUCAGACGAAACUUUUCAAUUGUUAUGUUCACCUUGUAAACGUAAGGAGAGGAAUAAAGAAGCGGACAAAUAUUGCACGGACUGUAACGACUAUUAUUGUUCAGAUUGUGUUAAAUUUCAUGAAGAUAUUCCUUUCCUAUCUGGACAUAAGAUCCUAGACAAAGGUCAAUCCGGAGAGGGAAAAUGCAAGAGUUUGCCUAUAGCUCCAACGGAACGAUGUGAGAGGCACAGAUUUAAACCUGUUGACAUGUAUUGUCAAAAUCACGAUGAUGUCGGAUGUUACACCUGUAUGGCAGUAGAUCACAGGUCAUGCAAAGAUAUUUUUGAUAUACCCGAGUUCGUUCAAAACAACAAAGCACAUACAGACUCGAAAGAAAUUCAAGAAGAAAUAAAGACUGCUAAAAGAGAUCUGAUUGAAACGCUUGGCAAAUGCAAAGGAGAACGAGACCGGUUACUUAAAUGUAAGGAAGAAGCAUUGCAUGCGGUACAGGACUUUAGAAAGGAAAUUGACAAAAGACUAGACAUAUUAGAACAAAACAGUAUAGAUUCAAUAGAGAAGAAAUACAAGUCCAUCAUCGACAAAAUCAACGACGAAAUACAGCUCCUCGAAAAUACACAAAUUGAAGUUGUGUGUGCCAAGACAAACUGACAUCAUUCGGAAGCAAUAUUUCGCAGGAUUUUGUUGCUUCUAAGCUCGGUAAAAGAGUCGCGGAAAGUGCUGCAAAAUGUAAAGAAGAAAUAACUAAAGGGAAAAAUGAAAUCAAUAUUAAAUUCACAAAAGAUGAAAAAUUGUUGACUGUCUUAGCACAUACGGGUACUUUUGGAAGAAUACGACAGUCGAAUGGCCCCUUCAAAGUCAAGGAAAAGAAGACAUACUACAUCAGGCACCAAUCUGACAAACAAGCAUGCAGUAUCAGUAGCAUGUGUAUACUCGAGGAUGGCUCUACAAUACUUGCUGACUGUAAUAACAAGAAUCUGAAACGUAUUGAUAGCAUGUACACUAAUGUAGAUGUGUGUGAUCUACCAGAAGACCCAUAUCAAAUCUGCGCCAUCUAUAAACAGGAUGUUGCUGCUAUAGCUGCUAACAGAGAGAACAUUUAUUUCAUUUCAGUUACAAAUGAAAUGAAGAGAACAAAAGUAACAAACUUGGAUCAUAAAUGUUAUGGAAUCGCUUAUGCAACUGAUAAUUUGUACGUUGCGGAUUCGCGUACGAGUGUUUUUAUCUACAGCAUGACUGGUACAAAGCUUAAAGAAUACACCAGAGACCAGACAGGGCAAGCUUUGUUUGAUAGUAUCUACAGUUUAUCUGUUAGUACUGACGGUAGAAGGAUCUGUGUGGCUGACUUUAAGUAUGGAGUUGUUGUUCUUAGGGCGGAUGGCACAUUGCAAGGAAAAUAUGACUGUUCUGAACUUACACAUGUACAACGUGUUUGUUUUGCGGACGAUGGAAGUUUUUUGGCGAGUGGUAAUAAUAACAACUGUAUUUUACAGUUUACUUCACAUGGUGAAAAACUGGGAAAUGUGUUAUCUUCUGACACUGGAAAUGAAGCUUGUAUGUCUAUUUGUUUCGAUCAAAGGAACUGUAAGCUUCUUGUUGGUCGCAGUAACAAUGAUGAAAUCGACAUUUACAAUCUGAUUUAAAGAAAUGAAUGCUAAAAGUAUAAAAUAUCGCAUUAGUACAUUAGAAUUUAAAAUAUGUAUAUAAUGUGUAUAUUAUAUUCUUUAAUAAAUCAAAAAUUAAAGCACCGUGUACACAUAACACAAAUAUAUGUAUAGCAUUUACAAAACUAAUUCAGAAAGAUGUCUUCCGAACUGAUGUGUCCUCUGGACGUACUGCUUUUAUUUUUAGUUUAAACAUAUAGUUAUCAGAAUUACACUGAUUAUGUUCGUAUCAUGACGACUAUCCUGUGACUUUAUUAGUCCAUGAGGAAAAUUUAAUUUAAUUUAUAGAACGAAUAACUACGUAAACAUAAGGUCACACAUUUCUAUCAUAUUGUGAACUGUCUGAAAUAAAAUAAAAGCAACUACAA